GCCGCCGGCCCUCGGCCCCGCAGAGUUCCGGGCUCUCUCGCCGGCUGCACCGCCCCGCCCCGCCCCGCGCCGCGCCGCGCCGCUCCGCGCCGACCUGCAGCGCCCGGCUGGCUCGCACUCCGCCUCCCGCGGCUCAGCCCUGGCCGCGGCGGGACCAGAGCCCGGAGCCACUUGUGAGUGUCACAUUGCCGGAGCAGAACUACUGAGAAGCUUUUUCCUCCAGGAGACUCCAGGAGCACCUCUCCCACUCCGCUGGUCUCCGGUGAAUGGGGGACGAGAGAGUGGAGCUCUGAACCAGAGUGCCCUGCCCGAGGGACCGUGGCGCGACAUGACGGGGCACCAGCCCUAAGGUAGCUGAGUCAGCUUACCCAGGAGCUCUCCGGAGCAGCGUUGCCAGAGAGAGCCAGCUCUAGAGCCAUUUCAACAGAUCACCUCGUUUAAUGCUCUUUGGCAGAGAUCAAAUCUACACGUUGUACAAUGGUAGAUGGAGUGAUGAUUCUUCCUGUGCUAAUGAUGAUUGCUUUCCCUUCCCCUAGUAUGGAAGAUGAGAAGCCCAAGGUAAACCCCAAACUUUACAUGUGUGUGUGUGAAGGCCUCUCCUGUGGGAACGAAGACCACUGUGAAGGCCAGCAGUGCUUUUCCUCACUGAGCAUAAAUGAUGGCUUCCAUGUCUACCAGAAAGGCUGUUUCCAGGUCUACGAGCAAGGGAAGAUGACCUGUAAGACCCCGCCAUCACCUGGCCAAGCUGUGGAGUGUUGCCAAGGCGACUGGUGUAACAGGAACAUCACGGCCCAGCUGCCCACCAAAGGGAAAUCCUUUCCUGGAACACAGAAUUUCCACUUGGAGGUCGGCCUCAUUAUUCUGUCUGUAGUGUUUGCAGUAUGCCUUCUAGCUUGCCUACUGGGAGUCGCUCUCCGAAAAUUUAAAAGGCGCAAUCAAGAACGCCUCAAUCCCAGAGAUGUGGAGUACGGCACCAUCGAAGGGCUCAUCACCACCAAUGUUGGAGACAGCACUUUAGCAGAUUUAUUGGAUCAUUCAUGUACAUCAGGAAGCGGCUCUGGCCUCCCUUUUCUGGUACAAAGAACGGUGGCUCGUCAGAUCACACUGUUGGAGUGUGUCGGGAAGGGCCGGUAUGGUGAGGUGUGGAGGGGCAGUUGGCAGGGGGAGAACGUCGCUGUGAAGAUCUUCUCCUCCCGGGAUGAGAAGUCAUGGUUCAGGGAAACAGAAUUGUACAACACUGUGAUGCUGAGGCAUGAAAAUAUUUUAGGUUUUAUUGCUUCAGACAUGACAUCAAGACACUCCAGUACCCAGUUAUGGUUAAUUACACAUUAUCACGAAAUGGGAUCGUUGUAUGACUAUCUUCAGCUUACUACUCUGGAUACAGUUAGCUGCCUGCGAAUAGUGCUGUCUAUAGCUAGUGGUCUCGCACAUUUGCACAUAGAGAUAUUUGGGACCCAAGGGAAACCAGCCAUAGCUCAUCGAGAUUUAAAGAGCAAAAACAUCCUGGUUAAGAAGAAUGGACAGUGUUGCAUAGCAGAUUUGGGCCUGGCAGUCAUGCAUUCCCAGAGUACCAAUCAGCUCGAUGUGGGGAACAACCCCCGUGUGGGCACCAAACGCUACAUGGCCCCUGAAGUUCUAGAUGAAACCAUUCAGGUGGAUUGUUUUGAUUCUUACAAGAGAGUUGAUAUUUGGGCCUUUGGACUUGUCUUGUGGGAGGUGGCCAGACGUAUGGUGAGCAAUGGUAUUGUGGAGGAUUACAAGCCACCAUUUUAUGAUGUGGUUCCCAAUGACCCAAGUUUUGAAGAUAUGAGAAAGGUGGUCUGUGUGGAUCAACAGAGGCCAAACAUACCCAAUAGAUGGUUCUCAGACCCGACAUUAACCUCUCUGGCCAAGCUGAUGAAGGAAUGCUGGUAUCAGAACCCAUCCGCGAGACUCACAGCUCUGCGGAUCAAAAAGACUUUGACCAAAAUUGAUAAUUCCCUAGACAAAUUGAAAACGGACUGUUGACAUUUUCACGGUGUCAAAAAGGAAGAUUUGUCGUUGUCAUUGUCCAGCUGGGACCUAAUGCUGGCCUGACCGGCCGUCAGAACAGAAUCCAUCUGUCUCCCUCCGCAAGUGGCUGCUUUGACGAGGCAGACAUUCUACCCAGCCGCGUGCGGGGGAGACACCAAAACCACCCUAACCUCGCUCAAUAUCCGUGAACUGGGCAUUUCACAAACUGUUCACACUACAGAGACUAAUGUGGGACAGACGCUGUUGCAAAGGUAGGGGAACUGGAGGAACACAGAGAAAUCCUAAAAGAGAUCUGGGCAUUAAGACAGUGGCUUUGCAGAUCCUUCACAAGUCUCCUAGACUCUCCCCAUGGGAAACUCACGGAGGUGGUGAAUUUUUAUCAGCAAUAUUGCCUGUGCUUCUCUUCUUUAUUGCACUAGGAAUUCUUUGCAUUCCUUACUUGCACUGUUACUCUUAAUUUUAAAGACCCAACUUGCCAAAACGUUGGCUGCGUACUCCACUGGUCUGUCUUUGGAUAAUAGGAAUUCAAUUUGGCAAAACAAAAUGUAAUGUCAGACUUUGCUGCAUUUUACACAUGUGCGGAUGUUUACAAUGAUGCUGAACAUUAGGAAUUGUUUAUACACAACUUUGCAAAUUAUUUAUUACUUGUGCACUCAGCAGUUUUUACAAAACUGCUCCGUGCAUAUGUUAAAGCUUAUUUUUAUGUGGUCUUAUGAUUUUAUUACUGAAAUGUUUUUAACACUAUACUCUGAAAUGGACAUUUUCUUUUAUUAUCAGUUAAAUUCACAUUUUAAGUGCUUCACAUUUGUAUGUGUGUAGACUGUAACUUUUUUCAGUUCGUAUGCAGAAAUGUAUUUAGCCAUUACCCAUGUGACACCACCGAAUAUAUUACUGAUUUAGAAGCAAAGAUUUCAGUAGAAUUUUAGUCCUGAACGCUGUGGGGAAAAUGCAUUUUCUUCGGAAUUAUCCAUUAUGUGCAUUUAAACUCUGCCAGAAAAAAAUAACUAUUUUGUUUUAAUCUACUUUUUGUAUUUAGUAGUUAUUUGUAUAAAUUAAAUAAAAGGUUUUCAAGUCAAAAAGUGAAUUUUUUUUUUACCAUAUAAAAAAUAUCUGCAUUCUAGAAAGCAUUUUAUUAUGGGAACAAUAGAAGCAAAAAAAUGAAUUUGUAAACUGAAUUUGCUUUUCAAGUCUAGUAACAAUUUUGAGGGUCCUAGGAGGAUGAUUUCCAGCUUGAA
Panthera uncia (snow leopard) is the source of this 3248-nucleotide messenger RNA. It is a transcript of the gene ACVR1, whose product is annotated as activin A receptor type 1. NCBI's taxonomy places the organism in Eukaryota, Metazoa, Chordata, Mammalia, Carnivora, Felidae. Gene Ontology annotation, molecular function: ATP binding; SMAD binding; transforming growth factor beta receptor activity, type I. Gene Ontology annotation, cellular component: plasma membrane; BMP receptor complex. The record is from RefSeq and is a predicted model, not a curated record. The transcript has 11 exons. Gene Ontology annotation, biological process: dorsal/ventral pattern formation; protein phosphorylation; heart development. Bases 478 to 2007 code for a protein of 509 amino acids.